Blastomyces gilchristii SLH14081 is the source of this 1846-nucleotide messenger RNA. Its product is annotated as lauric acid omega-hydroxylase, variant. Lineage: Eukaryota; Fungi; Ascomycota; Eurotiomycetes; Onygenales; Ajellomycetaceae. The coding region runs from base 380 to 1705 and encodes 441 amino acids. Gene Ontology annotation, molecular function: iron ion binding; oxidoreductase activity, acting on paired donors, with incorporation or reduction of molecular oxygen; heme binding. The transcript is spliced from 4 exons. The record is from RefSeq and is a predicted model, not a curated record.
CGCGGGGGGGGGGAAACCGUGAUGAAAACAGGUUCGAGUCUGCUGCCCUCUGUCUCUUGUUUGCCAGUCAGUGUCUUUCCUCUCUAUCUACUGCCUUCACUUUCAUGAAGUGGAAAAAUGAUGAUCCUACCUUGUUAGUUACUCAUUCCAGCAUCAUAAUCAUAAUCAUAUCCAGCUUGUGUCUUUUCACGGGUUCACCGUUUAACAAGGUCUUCUUCUCCCGCUGUUAGCUGGUCCUCCAAACGCAGCGAUUGCUGCAUGCCUUGCCGCACUUGGCCUGUGGCUUAUCGUCAACACUGUGAAAGUUGUGCAAAGGCUCUUCUUCUCUCCAUUCCGUAAGGUUCCAGGACCGCUUCUCGCAAAGAUCACAGGAGCAUGGAUGCUGUGCGUGGACCUUGCCGGACGGCGUGUCCUAAAAAUCCAUGAACUCCAUGCAAAGUACGGCCCCGUAGUACAGCUGGGGCCGAACGAACUCAGCUUCUCCACCGCGGAGAGCAUCGAUAUCAUCUAUGGGACUGGGACUCGAUUCCGCAAGGCACCUAUGUAUAUGACAAUGGGCCGCCCUGGUGUCUUGCACCUAUCGGACCCGGCUGCGCACAGGGAGAGGCGCCGACUAUUGAAUCACGCGUUCGCGAAGCAGCAUCUGGACGAGAUGGAGCCGGUUUUUCACAAAUCGGUGAGGAAGAUCGUAGCCAGAAUGGAUCGGGCGCGCGGCAAGGCUUUGGACAUGAGACAUUGGUUCAAGAUGUAUACGCUGGAUAAUGCGGGAGAAGCUUUCCUUGGGGCGUCCUUUGGCGGUCUGGACUCCGACGAGAUGCCGCAAUAUGUGAAAGAUUUUGAUUUAUUUUUAAUAACGUGGGCAAUUAAGAGUACCUUUCCCUUCCUGGCUUGGUUCGUGCAGAGAAUACCACAUCCCAAGAUCAAGGUCGCCUUCGGUGCGGAAGAGCGCAUCUACCAGUACGGGAUUGAUCGGUUUAAUGAGUAUAUCCAGAAAUAUGGACGUGUCUCCAAGCGCAGAGAUCUUCUUACCAAGAUGAUUGGCUGCAAAGAGAAUGACCCAGAUGCGCUCGCCGAUUCCGAUAUCGCAGUGGAAAUCAGCAAUCUUGGUUUCGCAGCGACCGAUACCACCGGGACAGCUCUGCUUUAUCUGUUCUGGGAGCUCGCCCGCAAUCCAGAUCUGGUGGAGCGACUUCGUUCCGAGCUCGCCGACCUUCCGCUAGUAGAUGGGGUCGUCGUCCAGCAUCACAGCGUAUCAAAUCUCCCAUUUCUAGACGCUCUUAUCUCAGAAGGAUUGCGAGCCUAUCCACCUAUCCCAGCUGGGCUCCUAAGGGAGGCACCCAUUGGUGGAUGCAUGAUAAACGGCAUCUAUGUGCCUCAAGGGACUGUAGCUUCAACACAUACAUGGACAACCCACCGUAACCCCGAACAUUUCCCGAACCCGGAUAAGGUUGACCCGUCUCGCUGGCUUGAAGGCAACGUGUCUGACGGAAUGAAGAAGUUCUGGAUGCCAUUUUCCAAGGGUCCCCGGAAUUGCAUGGGGCGGACAAUGGGGUUGUUCGAAAUGAGGAUAUUGAUUGCAACGUUGGUGAGGAGAUUUAAUAUUAGCAUCGACGAUACCAUGGCGGACGAUGCCAUGGAUAUCACAGAUCAUUUUCUUCUUAUCCCCAAAAAAGAAAAAUGCCUUCUCCGGUUCACCCCGGUAUAAAAUAACAUGGGGAAUGCGAAGAAGCGGAACAGAAGGGGCGCGGCAGGGAAGCGGACAUGCGUUUCGGGCUUGGUUAAGCUUUUGGGGGCAAAGGGAGUUCGUUUUUGCGAUGCAUAAUGCAUAAUUACAUAGCGUACCUAG